AUGGAGAAAGCUACCAAGCUCCCCAAUGGGGAGACUCGUCAAGAGUAUAAGCUAGUCAGCUUCGCGGAAGGCGACCCGGAGAACCCCAAGAAUUGGUCCAAGGCCCGAAAAUGGUACAUCACCAUGGUCGUGGCCGUCACUUGCUUCGUGGUGGCGUUCGCAUCUAGCGUCAUUACUGCCGACGUGCCGGGGGUCUCUGAAUCAUUCAACGUUAGUCAUGAAGCUGCAUUAGUUCCAAUCAGUGUGUUUGUGGUCGGGUUCGGCGUUGGCCCAAUGAUUUUUGCUCCUCUUUCUGAGGUCUAUGGGAGACGCAUCAUCUAUGGUUCCACCCUACUCGUCGCCGUCGUCUUCAUCAUCCCCUGCGCUGUCGCCCAAAAUAUUGGCACCCUCAUCGUAUGCAGAGCGAUCGAUGGUAUCGCUUUCUCAGCUCCCAUGACACUUGUCGGCGGUACGCUGGCGGACCUGUGGCGUAACGAGGAGCGUGGUGUCCCCAUGGCCGCCUUUUCUGCUGCCCCUUUUAUCGGCCCCGCUAUUGGUCCUCUCAUCGGUGGUUUCCUCUCCGACGCCGCCGGCUGGCGUUGGCUGUACUGGAUCCAACUCAUCUUCGCCUUCAUCGUCUGGGUGCUCAUCACUUUCACCGUGCCCGAGACAUACGCGCCCACCAUCCUCGCGCGGCGCGGCGCCCAGCUCCGCAAGCAAACCAACGACCCCUGCCACGUCAGCGAAGCCGAGCUCGAUCCGCGACCCUUCUCCCAGCGCCUCGGCGUGUUCCUCGUCCGCCCAUUCCAGCUCCUCUUCCGCGAGCUGAUCGUGCUCCUCAUCAGCCUUUACAUGUCGGUGUUGUAUGGCCUGCUGUACAUGUUUUUCGUCGCGUAUCCCAUCAUCUUCGAGGUCCGUAAGGGUUAUUCCUCAGGUACCACCGGUCUCAUGUUCAUCCCCGUUGCGGUGGGCGUCAUCUGCUCCGCAAUGUGCGCCCCGUUCGUCAAUCGCCACUACCUCACGCUCGUCGUGCGCCACGGCGGCCGACCCCCCGCGGAGACCCGACUCAUUCCAAUGAUGGCGAGCUGUUGGUUUAUUCCGAUCGGCCUAUUCAUUUUUGCCUGGACAUCUUAUCCGCGGAUUACGUGGGUAGGGCCUUGCCUUGCCGGCUUCCCCGUCGGGUUCGGUUUUAUCUUCCUAUACAAUGCCGCCAACAACUACCUCGUCGAUUCAUACCAGCACCAAGCAGCCUCCGCGCUCGCAGCUAAGACCUUCCUUCGCUCAUUUUGGGGUGCUGGUGUGGUUCUUUUCACCGAGCAAAUGUACGACCGCAUGGGCGACCAGUGGGCGUCGUCAUUCCUGGCAUUUUUGAGUUUAGCAUGCUGUGCUAUUCCCUUUUUGUUUUGGCGAUAUGGCGCUACGAUUAGAAAGCGAAGCAAGUAUGCGUUCGGCGGAGAUGAAGAGGAGGAAAAGCAGCAAGGGAACGUCACGUCGGACUCCGACGUGGAGAAGGCGAAUCACGCCCCGGUCGUGGAUCCCGCCCAGCCGUUGCACGAUGAUUUGGAGGACUUGGAAAGGGCGAGAAGCUAUGUGGCAAAUCCAUGA
Dichotomopilus funicola is the source of this 1584-nucleotide messenger RNA. RefSeq lists its product as uncharacterized. Gene Ontology annotation, molecular function: transmembrane transporter activity. The record is from RefSeq and is a predicted model, not a curated record. Lineage: Eukaryota; Fungi; Ascomycota; Sordariomycetes; Sordariales; Chaetomiaceae. Bases 1 to 1584 code for a protein of 527 amino acids. The transcript has 4 exons. Gene Ontology annotation, cellular component: plasma membrane. Gene Ontology annotation, biological process: transmembrane transport.